Messenger RNA from Siniperca chuatsi (mandarin fish), 1911 nucleotides. Its product is annotated as fructosamine 3 kinase related protein. NCBI's taxonomy places the organism in Eukaryota, Metazoa, Chordata, Actinopteri, Centrarchiformes, Sinipercidae. The record is from RefSeq and is a predicted model, not a curated record. The transcript is spliced from 6 exons. The coding region runs from base 156 to 1085 and encodes 309 amino acids.
GUAAAACUUGCUCACAUGACCGAGUAAGAGUUCUCGUUGGUUCACACGACGGAAACCGUCAAAAACGCCCCCUAAACUUAUGGCAGUACAGUUACGCUGCGUUGUUGUUAUUAGCACCACUGUAAUUCUACUAGAAUUGGUUUCGGGAAAUAGCCAUGGAGGUUAAGUUAAAGAAAGAGUUGGGGACAGCCAUGCUGAAGUCAACUGGUCAUUCGGGAGGUGGAUGUAUCAGCGAUGGCCAGAGUUAUGAUACUGACUCUGGGAGAGUGUUUGUGAAGAUAAAUCACAAGAGCGAGGCCAAAUUGAUGUUUGAUGGGGAGAUGGCCAGUUUGGAAGCCAUUUUAAAGACACAAACUGUUAAAGUCCCCAAGCCUGUGAAGGUGAUUGAGCUUGACACAGGAGGAUGUGUAUUUGUGAUGGAACAUCUCGACAUGAGAGGUCUUAGCAAGUACUCAAAGCACCUAGGAGAGCAGCUGGCAGAUCUGCAUGUUCACAACAAGAGACAUUUGGAAAAAUUAAAUAAAGAGCAGCAGACAGUGGGAAAAGGAGCUGGGCAGUCAGAGGUGGCUGUUGUUGAAAAAUUUGGCUUCAGUGUAACUACAUGCUGUGGAUAUCUACCACAGGAAAAUGAGUGGCAGGAUGACUGGGUGACAUUUUACUCCCAGCAGAGGCUGCAGCACCAGCUUAACAUGCUGGAGAAAUCUAACGGAGACAGGGAGGCCAGAGAACUAUGGGCCGAGCUACAGCUGAAGAUCCCUCAGUUUUUCACAGAUGUGAAGAUUGUCCCUGCUCUCCUCCAUGGAGACUUAUGGGGGGGCAAUGUGUCAGAGUGUGUAGAAGGCCCAGUCAUCUUUGACCCAGCAUCCUUCUAUGGUCAUUCAGAGUUUGAGCUGGGCAUUGCAGGGAUGUUUGGUGGCUUCAACAGCUCUUUUUACUCUGCUUACCAUGAAAAGAUUCCUCAAGCACCAGGCUUUGCAAAGAGAAACCAGCUUUACCAACUCUUCCACUAUCUGAAUCACUGGAACCACUUUGGUGGUGGCUACAGGGGCUCCUCAAUAAGGAUUAUGAAGAACCUACUGAAAUAAUUGCACUCACAUUCACUUGUAGAAAGCUUCACAGUCUUAAACUCAAGCCAAGUAUUAUGUAUAUAUUGACAGAUACUAAUUGUUGAAGAGACUAAACAUAGCAUUCUAGCAUUGUAAUGUCUGUUAUAUUGUGUAGAAGAUACAGAAUCAACAUAAUAAAAUACUUCAGCCAUGCCUGCUCCACCUAUUCUAACCUGCUUCCAAAAUAUGAAAAACAGAAUCCAUAUCUUUCAGUUACUAUCUUAAAUUGUGUGUUUGAACUAGAAUAUAUACUGUAUUAGUAAUUUUAAAUUCUGUAUUUUCUACAAUGACUUGUGUGUAGCAAACAUAAACCUUAACAUGCAAUACUGUUUAAAAAGGAAGGGCUUACCAAACACCCAAAAAACUCAGCUCUGGACUAACUUAAAACUUCUUGCUUUUUAUCUAAAAAUUUUUUUUUGUGAGUGGAAGAGCAAGCAAUGCAUUUUGGGCAUUCUUCAUCAGGGUCGCUUGUCAAUUCAGAGAACAAAUACCAGAAGUUUUAAAUUGGUCCGAAGCUGAGUUUUUUGGUGUGCUGCAAACCCUUUCUUAAUUUUUUAAUUCUUUUUCAUUGCCUGCAUUUGACCACCACCCGACUGAAUUAUACUGCUGUGCAAAGGACGUCUGAUUUUCCCAGUAAAUGCAAUGCUGUAUACUUUAUACACAUCAUAAUAGCCUGACUGUUGAUGUCAUGCAGACUGACACUGCAUACACCUACAAACUGUCGUAUAGUAAUGAAUCCUUGCAGUAUUUGCUAUCCACUGCUUAAACAACAAUAAAUCCUGGGAUGAUCCAAAGUGUUACCUUA